AUGGCACAAGAAACAGUGGUGAUCAUAGUAGGUGCAGGGCCAGCAGGCAUAGCAACCUCUGCAUGUCUCAACCUUCUCUCCAUACCCAACAUAGUUCUAGAGAGAGAAGAUUGUUGUGCCUCUCUCUGGAAGAAAAGGUCUUAUGAUCGCUUAAAGCUUCACUUAGCAAAGCAAUAUUGUCAGCUUCCCAAUUUUCCUUUCCCAUGCGAUGAGCCCACAUUUGUGUCCAAGAAUGGCUUCAUACAUUAUUUAGAUAACUAUGUGUCCCAUUUUAAUGUCAACCCAUUGUACGGCCGAUCUGUCGAGUCUGCAUCGUACAAUGAGGCUGAUAGAAAGUGGUAUGUGGUGGCAAAAUUUGGGGUUUUGAACGGGGUUGAUGAUGCUGAAGAAGUGUAUGUUGGGGAGUUUCUUGUUGUUGCGACGGGUGAGAAUAGUGAGGGUUUUGUUCCAGAAGUUGAUGGGCUGGGUGAUUUUCGAGGGAAGGUGUUGCAUUCUUGCCAGUAUGAGAAUGGAGCGAAGUUUAGUGGUAAAGAUGUAUUGGUUGUUGGGUGUGGGAAUUCUGGUAUGGAGAUCGCGUAUGAUCUGUCUAAUUGGGACGCUCGAGCGUCUAUUUGUGCUCGUAGCCCUGUACAUGUGCUCACAAAGGAAAUGGUACAAAUGGGAAUGUACUUGUUGAAGUUCUUUGCAUGUGAUAUUGUGGACAAGACGGUUAUAUUCUUAAGCAAAUUAAAAUAUGGAGAUCUGUCUCAAUAUGGGCUUCCAAUGCCGAAGGAAGGUCCAUUUUAUAUCAAAGGAACCACAGGUCGAUCUCCAGUCAUUGAUGUUGGGACCAUCGGCAAAAUUAAGACUGGACAAAUUCAGAUUAUGCCAUCUAUAACUACAAUAGAUGGAGAUAACAUUGAAUUUGCAAGUGGCAAGAUAAAGCGAUUUGAUGCUAUUGUUUUUGCAACUGGCUACAAAAGCACAAUUCGAAAAUGGCUCAAGGAUGACAAAGGAGACCUUUUCAACGAAGAUGGGAUGCCCAAACGAAAAGUUCCAAAUCACUGGAAAGGGGAGAAAGGUCUUUACUGCGUUGGAUUUGCAGGGAUGGGAUUGUUUGGCAUUUCAAACGAUGCACAAAACAUUGCUAAAGAUAUCAAACAUAAUUUUGAUUUGCUUCAGUUAAUUAAUCCUAUGAAAAAAAAACAAAAACUCAUUACCUUUAUGAUUUUACUUUAUGCGAAGAGAUUAUUCAACGCUCCUAAAGCAUUAGCCAGUGGUGCUUCAGAGCCAGGGCUCACCUUGACUUAUUGGGGACUUAAGCAUCUCUCACCAGGGCUGGAUCGCUCCGUUGCCGCCUCAUCUCUCUUCGAUUCUCCGAUUUCCCAGCGAAUCUCCGAUAGCGAUUCCAAUCAGGGUGAUGAUAUUUCAUAG
Camellia sinensis is the source of this 1413-nucleotide messenger RNA. Lineage: Eukaryota; Viridiplantae; Streptophyta; Magnoliopsida; Ericales; Theaceae. The record is from RefSeq and is a predicted model, not a curated record.